Messenger RNA from Gadus macrocephalus (Pacific cod), 2723 nucleotides. RefSeq names its product X-prolyl aminopeptidase (aminopeptidase P) 2, membrane-bound (gene xpnpep2). The coding region runs from base 563 to 2065 and encodes 500 amino acids. Gene Ontology annotation, molecular function: metalloaminopeptidase activity. Lineage: Eukaryota; Metazoa; Chordata; Actinopteri; Gadiformes; Gadidae. The transcript is spliced from 17 exons. The record is from RefSeq and is a predicted model, not a curated record.
GAUUACUCACUCUUAUCACUUGGUUCAUUGAUCGAUUAAUGCAUUGUUCGUCCACAAGUGGGUCACCUCACCAGUUGAGUGCAUGAUUACUGGGUGGCAGAGUGUAUGCCAAACCUUCAUCUUUAGAAAGAAGCCCGUGAAAUAACUAAUUAUUCAAUGUUACUUCAUGUUUCUGGCUAAGUGUCUCAUUGAAUGUGGCCCCAAUUGCUGCAGCUUUUGGUUUGCGCCAUGUUUGUAACAGUAAAUGGAGGCAUUGUUGAUCAGUGCAUUAUUGGAAGAAAUACUGUGAGAUUUUGGUUUGUGACUUAAUGGCUAAUGACACACAUGGUUCCUGAGGCUAGCCCAGUUAAGAACCACUUCUGUGUUAGUAUACAUCAACAACAUUCAUGUACACUAACGUCUGAUUCAGGGCGGAGUCCUUUGCGAUAAUGCUUUCAUCGGCAGCAUCACAGACUGGCUGCUCAACGAGUUCCCCGAGGGCGGGAGGAUCGGCUUCGACCCGUUCGUCUUCUCCCUCAAAACACAGGAGUACCUCAACGCCGACUUGGCCCCGGGGAACCUGAUGCUCACCUCCAUCCCCGACAACCUGGUGGACGGGCUCUGGACCGACAGACCCCCCGUCCCCCCCUACAACCUCACCCGUCUCCCGGACCACAUCAUAGGAAGAACUUGGCAGAUGAAGGUGGACGCCAUUCGGAUGGAGAUGAUGGCCAAUCCAUACAAGCCCACUGCUCUCUUGCUUUCUGCCCUGGACGAGACCGCCUGGCUGUUCAACCUGCGUGGGAACGACAUCCCACACAACCCCUUCUUCUACUCCUACACCCUGCUGACCAUGGAGGAGAUCUGGCUCUUUGUGCACACCGAGCGCGUGCCAGAGGACCUGCAGGCCUACCUGAACUCCUCGUGUGUGCAGAGCAUGUGUGUCCAGCUCAGGGAGUACGAUGCGGUGCGCCUGGACCUGGCGGCCUACGUGCUCUCACCCGGAGUAAAGGUCUGGGUGGGCACCGAGUACACCAACUACGCCCUGUACGAGGUCAUCGCCGCACAGGACAAGCUGGUGACCAGUUCGUAUUCUCCCGUGUUGACCGGUAAGGCUGUGAAAGACGAAAUGGAGCAACGCAUCUUGAGAAAUGCUCACGUGAGGGAUGCCGUGGCAGUCAUCCAGCUGCUAAUGUGGCUGGAGGCGGCCGUCCCCCGGGGCAAAGAGACGGAGCUCAGUGCCGCCCACUACGUCAAUGAGUGUCGCAGCAAGCAGAAAGACAGUCGAGGCCCCAGCUUCGAGACCAUCUCCGCCAGUGGCCCCAACGCGGCCCUCGCUCACUACAGCCCAACAAACGAGACCGAUAGAAAGCUCACCGUCGACGAAAUGUAUCUGAUUGACUCCGGGGGCCAGUAUCUCGACGGCACAACGGACAUUACCAGGACUGUCCAUUGGGGGACUCCCACGGCAAUGCAACGGGAGGCCUUCACUCGGGUUCUCAUGGGAAACAUCGAAAUAUCUCGAACCAUCUUCCCCUCGAGAACAAAGGGCGUAAACAUGGAGAUGCUGGCCCGCCGUGCAUUGUGGGAGGUGGGCCUGAACUACGGCCAUGGCACCGGGCACGGGAUAGGAAACUACUUUGGGGUUCAUGAGUGGCCAGUUGGAUUUGGUUCCAACAACGUACCCUUCACAGAAGGCAUGUUCACCUCUAUAGAACCUGGAUAUUACAAGGACGACGACUUCGGCAUCAGGAUUGAAGACAUUGCCGUGACUGUACCCGCCCGCACAAAGUACAACGACCAGACCUACUUGACCUUUGACACUGUCUCCCUGGUACCGUACGACCGGAAACUGAUUGAUACCACCCUCCUCAGUGAGGAACAGAUACGAUGGCUGAACCGCUACUACAACACCAUCCGGGUGCACAUGGGCCCAGAGCUGGACCGGCAGGGGCUGCAGAGGGAGAAGGAGUGGAUGCUUCAGAACACAGAGGCCUUCCAGACGGCCGGUUCCUCCAGAGCCCUUUCGUCCUUGACGCUCAGCGUGGCCGCUCUCAGCGUGGCUCUACUCCAGCACGUCCUCUGAGGAACACCGCCACCGUCCCUCUCUCUCUCUCCCUCUCUCUCUCGACACCGCCAUGACUUCUACACUACUGUCCUAUCCCUCAGUCUCUUAACUCAAUCUUUGUGUGGUCUAUAUCGGAGACUUCUAAAGAGUUCCACCGAAUUGGGGAAACUCCAGAAAAAAAAGCUUAUUGUCGGUAGUGCAGGUGAUGCAAUUUUAGAGCAAGGUGUGUUUUGUGUUUUUACCAGAGAUGACGCUGUUGCUCAGGGUAGAUUCGGAGAGAUUUCUGAAGUGAUAAAGAUGUUUUGCUCGAGUAGGUUCCUCUUUCAGUGAGCCGCUUAGAGAGAGGCACUGGUGUUCUUUUACUUUUAGAAUCAAUCUUGUGUGUGUGUGUGUGUGUGUGUGUGUGUGUGUGUGUGUGUGUGUGUGUGUGUGUGUGUGUGUGUUUGUGUGUGUGUGUGUGUGUGUGUGUGUGUGUGUGUGUGUGUGUGUGUGUGUGUGUGUGUGUGUGUGUGUCGGUUAUUGAGUACAAUAGUUGUAAAGUAAUUGUUUUUAGUUUUUCUAUGAAUAUGAUCGUUGUGAAAUGUCUUGCAUGUUUAAAUUAUAAAUGUAUACCCUCUCAAAGGGGUCUUUUGGAAAUGGAUAUUCUAUUACUAAUAAAUGAAGGCUCUUUAAAUAU